AAUAAAUUUUCAAUAAAUUAAGAAUAAUUAGAACAAUGUUAUUUUGUAAUAUUUUUAUUCUAAAGUUUUAUUUUUCAAGAAAUAAUACGAAUUUUGCGAUUAGAAGUUGAACGAUCUCGUGACCGAUAUUUUGAAUUUAGUGUAACCGCGCGCAUUCAUAUUUUCAAGCAGACGACGUUGCGUUUUUACCACGUGAAAACCGUAUUCGGUUGUUUAUCGGAGAAAAAUGGGUCGGAAAAUCCCAGGAAAAAAGCACAGAGGUGUAAAAGAUCCUUUUAAGCAACAGGCAAAACGACAUGCAGAGUUAGAAACAAAGAUAAAUGCACCGCCAAAAAACGCGGAAGAACAAACAAUACCGAGAAGUUUAGAAAGAGUAGUAAAAUUGAAAGAGGCAGUGAAAUCAGGCAAGAUAACCAAAAUUAAGAAGAAAAAAAAGAAGAAAAAUGCUCUCAUAUCUGUUGGCAAACAAGAGUCUAAGCCUUUACAUCCCAAGGCCAGACCUGAGAAAGUUGUUCCUAUAUUUCAACAGAAACCUGGCGAAAACGAGGAAAGAUUUUUGCACAGAGUUAACAGGACUACACAUGCCUUCAUAAAUGAAACCUCCUUCGAAAGAAAGUACGAUGUUCAAGUCAAUCGAAAUCCAGAAACAGGAAAGAUAGAAGGGCUUUCAAAAUGUGAAAAAACUGAAUUAGAUAAAAUCGAAAUGUUGAGGAUGAAACACAGAAAUGUUAGAAAGAAGAAGAAGAAGAAGGAUACGGAUGAGCCUAAAAUGACUAAGUCGGAAAAGAGAAAGGAAAAGUUAAAAUUGAAGAAACAAAAACAAAUAGAAAAGAGAGUAGAUGAAUUUAAUAAUUUUAAAGAUCAAGUUAAGUUUGGAGAAGUUGUUCAUGAACCACCACAAUUAAAAAUCAGACCAAAAUAUGCAAAUGCUAUAAGUACUUCUAAGCCUGGUGAGAAGGAACUUCUCCUUCAUUCAAUACUUAAGAAAAGUGAUAAAGUAAAAAUGAAUGAUAAGAAGAUCAUAUCUACAGAUAAAUCAGGGAAACGUAAGAAUCUACCACUUGGAGAAAGAAGACAGUUAGAAAAACAGCAAAGUGAUGUCAUUGCAGCAUACAGAAUGUUAAAAGUACAACGAUCUGCUGGUAUUAACAACUAGGGUAUGUAAAUGACUAAAAAUUAUGAAAUGUACAUUUUUAUAUAUGUUACAUAAUUUUUUAUAUUGCAAUAGAUGCUAUGAAAUAUUUUAUCGCGGAAUUGUUUAUUUUUAUUUUAAUAAAAUGUAUAAUCAUUUCAUCAUGUAUGUAUUUUUGAACUUAAACAUCGUAUUCUUUUUAUACAAUUAUACAAUUAUUAGGAUUAACACGAAAAUAUAUAUACAUAUAUAAUCUCAUAGACAAAAUUUCUGUGCAACACAUGUAUAGAUAUUAG
Molecule: messenger RNA, 1428 nt
Organism: Heterotrigona itama
Lineage: Eukaryota; Metazoa; Arthropoda; Insecta; Hymenoptera; Apidae
Source: the annotation of a GenBank genome assembly